Messenger RNA from Phragmites australis (common reed), 1761 nucleotides. RefSeq names its product E3 ubiquitin-protein ligase SP1-like. Gene Ontology annotation, molecular function: ubiquitin-protein transferase activity. Lineage: Eukaryota; Viridiplantae; Streptophyta; Magnoliopsida; Poales; Poaceae. Gene Ontology annotation, biological process: protein ubiquitination; organelle organization. The record is from RefSeq and is a predicted model, not a curated record. Bases 165 to 1196 code for a protein of 343 amino acids. The transcript has 11 exons.
CCUACCGCUUCUGGUAUCCAGUUCUUUGCUUUGGCCCCCCUUCGCCGCCGCCCUCCCGGUAAAGCUGCCUGCCGUAGGGAAGGAAGGGGGGGAAAUUCCAGCACGCGCAUCUCCACCCAUUCCCGCGCCGCAAGUCUCGUGCUUGUCUGUGGAAUCGCGGUGAGAUGAUGAUCCCUUGGGGCGGGGUGGGAUGCUGCCUCAGCGCCGCGGCGUUGUAUCUUCUCGGGAGGAGCAGUGGGAGGGAUGCGGAGGUGCUGCGAUCGGUGGCGAGGGCGGGCAGCAUGAAGGAUUUAGCUGCUAUCUUGGACACUGCAAUUAAAGUUCUACCACUUGUAGUUGCCGUCUCUGGACGAGUUGGUUCAGACACGCCACUGAUAUGCCAACAAAGUGGCAUGAGAGGUGUAAUCGUUGAGGAAACGGCAGAGCAACACUUCCUGAAGCACAACGAUGCUGGAUCCUGGAUUCAAGAUUCUGCAGUGAUGCUUUCUGUUAGCAAAGAGGUUCCAUGGUAUCUGGAUGAUGGUACUGGGCGUGCCUAUGUGGUCGGUGCGCGUGCUGCAGCCGGUUUAAUUUUAACUGUUGCCAGUGAUGUUUUUGAGGAGUCAGGGCGAACACUUGUACGUGGAACUCUAGAUUAUUUACAAGGAUUGAAGAUGCUUGGAGUAAAGCGAACUGAAAGGGUACUUCCAACUGGAACUUCAUUGACGGUUGUUGGUGAGGCCAUUAAAGAUGAUGUUGGAACUAUUCGAAUUCAGCGACCGCACAAAGGACCAUUUUAUGUAUCCCCGAAAAGCAUCGAUCAACUUAUCUUGAAUCUUGGAAAAUGGGCCAAGUUAUAUCGACUCGCUUCCAUGGGCUUUGCAACAUUUGGUGUCUUCCUUCUUGCAAAGCGUGCAAUACAACAUUUUCUGGAAAGAAAGCGACGGAAUGAACUGCAGAAAAGGGUUCUUCAUGCUGCAGCACAAAGGCAAGCUAGGGAAGCUGAAGGGGCCAAUGGUACAUCGGACACAGAGCCUAACAGUAGAAAAGAUCAAUUAGUGCUGGACAUAUGUGUCAUAUGCCUUGAGCAAGAGUACAAUGCUGUUUUUGUGCCGUGUGGCCACAUGUGUUGCUGCAUGACCUGCUCCUCGCAUUUAACAAACUGCCCACUUUGCCGGAGAAGAAUCGACCAAGCUGUCAGAACUUUCCGCCAUUGACAGUAAUAUACGAUGCAAAACCUGGCAUCGUACCACCACGGUGAACUGCUUCUUUUGAAACCAGUUGGUUCUUCGAGUGCUCGCUACUGUCAGUCAAAGACAUGAACUGCAAUACUGGGCUGAAGGUUGUUCAAGGAGUCUGCUUUACUGACAGAACAGCGAGUGAUGCAAACUCGCAAUUGGCAGCUAACAUUCAUUGUCAAACGGUGCUCUUGCCUGUAAUCUACAAUUGUGUACAGAAUGUUCUUGUGUAAAUGCGCAUAGGCUGCGCACACCUGUCUAUCAUGCGUCUAUGUGAAAGAUGUUUGGGUCAUUUGUUGCUGCCCAAAUGCCCAACGAAAAUUUGCGCAAAGGAAUAACAAAGUUGUUUCGCUUUGUAAAUGAUAAUCCAUUUUGCUGAUUAAUGGAAAUGAGACGCCAUCUCUUGAUGGCUUGUGUGCUCAAAUCAUUUUCGCGGGGCCAUAGGAAACAAAGUUUGUAAUGUGUUGCGACUCAUUCUGUAAUCUGUAUGCUUAACAGUUUCUGUAAGGCUUCUAGUACGCGUAAAAUCCAUGUUACCACUUCA